AGCGCUUCACUCCAGAUUUAUUGUCCUCUUUUUUUCUCACUCGUCGCAAUUCAUCAACCCCACCUUUCUCACUGGUUGCGAUCAUUGAUGCGCAUUUCCCGGCGCUUAGCGCUUGACCGCCAGUCACUCGAAACCAGCGACAAUGGCUAACAUUACGACCAGUCCGCAGCUGUCGCCUGCGAAUUCGCAACGUUUUGCGACAGCAUCACAAGAAAGUAUUGGGAUCAUCAACGCCAUGCCUCCCAGACGUCGCCUGCGGGCAACCGCGAGCCCGUCUCCCGGGCCGCAGGGCUCAAGAGCCUCGACCCCCGCAAGGGAUCCCGUGACGGGACGAGUCAUUUCCGAUCUGGGAGGAAAAGCUAGAACGCCCGUUCCCGCCAAAUACAGCACUUCUUACGGUUCGCCAAUCACGCAGCUACCGGACCGGGCCGCGGUUGGCGGCGGCGGCAACAUCACCAAAGCCGCCGCUGAAAUCUUUACCAAGGUGAAGAGGGACAACGUCGCUGCGGAAGCCCGUCGCCGAGCAAAGGAUUUGGCAAGGGCGGCACGGGCCGGUUCUAGGGACACGACCGCUUCUCCGCCUUCGCCGAUGAUACGGCCUACGAUUGAGGUGGAUGGGGCAGAAUUUGAGGAGGAGAGUGUGGAGGAGGAGCAGUCGAAUGGAGAAGACGGGAGCGAGUACGAGGAUCAGGAUGAACCGCGGACAAAACGACGCCAACCCCCCAGAAAGCCCGCGCCGAAAGACGCCCGGAAGAGGGCCCGCGACGAUGAGGAAGCGGAAGCGCGUUCUGAGAAAGAGCGGAAGGAAAGAGAUGCGCGGUUGAGGCGGGAGCGGUCCGUAGAAGCUGGGGAAGCUCGCAGCCGCCGGGUUCAGAAGCUGGCCGAGGCCCAGGCCGCAGCCCAGGAGAAAGCGGAGCGAGAACGCAAAGCGGAGGAGGAACGGAAAGCCGAACAGGAGCGGAAAGCAGAACAGCGGCGGAACGCCGCCCAGCAACGGAAGGCGGAGCAGCAAAAGAAAGCGGAACAGAAACGAGAGGCUGAACAGCAACGGAAAGCCGAAGAAGAACGGAAAGCGGAGCAGCAACGACUUGCCGAACAAGCAGCACGGGAGGAGGCGGCGAGAGCGGCUAUGCCUCCCCCGCCUCAACCACUCAUACCACGACCUGCUCUCGAUAUGACCCUGACUCCGAAGAACUCCGCUUUACCGACGGAUCUCAGUGGUGACCGACCUGGGUCAGCGCGUAGUUUCGUCGAGGAAAGCAACUUGUUUCAUGAGGCAAACGUCCAAACACCAACCCCGCCGCCCCCGCCCAAGGACAUGCGUCGAACAGGCCUAGCUGCACCGCCUUCGCCACCUCAACCCGCCCAACCAUUCGAAGAAGAGCCACAACUGCCCACAUCUCCCCCGGUUGAGCACGCCUCACCCCCGAGUGUGCUAAAAAGACCUCCAAGGCGGCCGGGCGGCACCACGCCAGCUUCCCGGCGAGAGCGACCGCCGGAUCCCAAUCAGUACCGCGGAAGUAUCCCACACACACCGCCAGCGAGUGGGUCUCCGGAGCUGGAGGAUGUGGGCGGGUCGUCACAAGAAACGCUGGCUGAUCCAGAUGUCGCCAUGGAUUAUUUGCACCAGCUGCGAAACCGACUUAAGCCUCACGAAGGGAAAGGUGAAGCGGACCGAGGGGAGGAGCAAGUCGAGCAAGCCGAAGAACCUGCCGUUACGGGCCCUCACACCUACCGUCCGCGCUGGUCUGAUGUCAAGACAUCAUUCAGCUUGUGGUCGGCCGUGAAAGUGGUUGCGGGGGCUUUCGUCUUGCUCCACGUGAUCCGUUUCACUCAAAGCCUCGUUCGGCCGGACCUCUUCGAGACUCCCAUCCUGACGCUCAAUUGGUACGGCUGGAAUGACUGGACACACAACGUCGGCCAAUUUUUCCCUUCGCCUCUUCUUCAUCCUCUCGGCGUACUCACAGAUGACCAAUACGACGAUCUCAAAGACUAUCUAGAACGGAGGACUUCAGCGACCGAAAAAGUUGUGGACAAUCUCAAGUCGGUCCUCCCGAAGGUUGUCUCGGUGAAGAAAGACAAGAAGGGCAAGAUAAUCAUCGCGGAUGAGUUUUGGGCCGCCCUCAAGGCUCUCAUUCAACACGACAACAGCAUCCUAUCAUUGGAUGGCAAAUCUCACAUUUCCGAGACACACUGGAAAGCGAUCGAGCAACGGUUAAAGGAUGCCGGUCUCCUUGGCAAGCCUCUCUCAGCCGACGACGUGGCGCGGAUUGUGGAUAAGUCAGCACCAGCGUCUUGGGAAAAGUGGCUGGAGAAGAACAAACAAAAGGUUGCCGACACCAUUGGACAGGGCAAGGGUUCGCCCAAGGGACCACCCAAAGAGCCCGAUGAGGCUCUAGUCUCGAAAAACGAGUUUAUUCGUGAGCUGACGGAUCGAUUGGCCAAGUCGAAGAACGAAGUCGACAUCGAGAUGGGCGGUCUCCGCAAGGACCUCGACGGUGUCCUACGGGAAGUCAGGAAUCUCGCCUCUGAAGGCGGCAUGACCAAAGCCGAGACCGUCACGCUCAUCAACAAAGUGGUCGACAAGGAAAUCGUGCGCCGCCUCGCCCAAAUAGGAAGCAGACCGGGCGCCGCUAAGAUCGAUGCCAUGUUCCGCAACCGCGUAAACUUCUUCUCCCCAGGCAACAACGCCCAAGUCGACAUCUCGCUCUCCUCCCCAACCUACGAACUCGACGCGCCCCCGGUCGGUUCCCAGAAAUGGCUCAAGUCCAUGCGCCUGCAGCCACAAUUCCUGCAGGACAAGUCGCAGGCGCUGCGGCCGUGGUCGGACCCGGGCCACUGCUGGUGCGCGGCGACGCUGGGCCACCGCAACCGCACGUACCCGGCGACGCUCGCGGUGCAGCUGCCGCGCUUCGUGAUCCCGCAGCACGUGCUGCUCGAGCACAUCGACCCGGCCGCGACCACGGACCCGCUCGCCAUGCCGCGCGACGUCGAGGUGUGGGCGCGCAUCGAGGAUCCGGACCACCACGACCGCGUGCUCGACUGGAUGGCCGUCCAGUUCCCCGCCGACUUUGGCCCCCCCGCCAACGACAGGCUGUUCGAGCAGGGCUUGGCCAAGAUUGGCCACUUCGUCUACGACCACCGCGCGCAAGACGAGGGCGUCUACGUGCAUGCGCUGUCGCGCGACUUGGUGGACCGGUUGCGGGCCGCGACGGAUAUGGUCAUGCUGCGGGCGGUGUCGAAUUAUGGCGCCAAGGACCACACGUGCUUUUAUCGCGUGAGGUUGUAUGGAGAUGAGGUGGGGGAGUUGGAGACGGAGUAGGAGACAGGGGAGUGGUGAGGAGGGGUGGAAA
Chaetomium fimeti is the source of this 3353-nucleotide messenger RNA. RefSeq lists its product as uncharacterized. Gene Ontology annotation, molecular function: protein-membrane adaptor activity. The coding region runs from base 143 to 3322 and encodes 1059 amino acids. The record is from RefSeq and is a predicted model, not a curated record. Gene Ontology annotation, cellular component: meiotic nuclear membrane microtubule tethering complex; nuclear envelope. Lineage: Eukaryota; Fungi; Ascomycota; Sordariomycetes; Sordariales; Chaetomiaceae. The transcript has a single exon.